AUGGCAGAAGGGUGUGAGGAGGAGGAGGCGGCUCUGACCCGGGGCAGCGGGGUGUGUAAGUGGUUCAACGUGCGGAUGGGUUUCGGCUUCUUGUCCAUGGAGAGCAGGGACGGAGCAGCUCUGGAGCAGCCGCUGGAUGUGUUCGUCCAUCAGAGUAAACUGCACAUGGAGGGCUUCCGCAGCCUCAGAGAGGGCGAGGCUGUGGAGUUCACCUUUAAGAAAUCAUCUAAAGGACUGGAGUCUGUCAGGGUAACUGGGCCCAACGGGGCACCAUGCCUGGGCAGUGAGAGAAGACCAAAGAGUGCCCAGAAACGACGCUCCAAAGGGGACAGAUGCUACAACUGUGGAGGACCCGGCCAUCAUGCCAAAGAAUGCCAGUUGCCCCCUCAGCCCAAAAAGUGUCACUUUUGCCAGAGUGUGUCCCACAUGGUGGCCAGCUGUCCAGUCAAAGCACAGCAGCAGCAGCAGCAGCAGCAGCAGCAGCAGCAGCAGCAUCACUCGUCUCCAGGCUCUCAGGGAUCAGCUACCUCACCGAGGCAUGAGGAGGAGGAGGAGCACAGCCAGGCCGGCCUAUGA
Hippoglossus stenolepis (Pacific halibut) is the source of this 576-nucleotide messenger RNA. RefSeq names its product protein lin-28 homolog A. Bases 1 to 576 code for a protein of 191 amino acids. The record is from RefSeq and is a predicted model, not a curated record. Gene Ontology annotation, molecular function: nucleic acid binding; zinc ion binding. NCBI's taxonomy places the organism in Eukaryota, Metazoa, Chordata, Actinopteri, Pleuronectiformes, Pleuronectidae. The transcript has 4 exons.